Seriola aureovittata is the source of this 2203-nucleotide messenger RNA. Its product is annotated as interferon-induced protein 44-like. Lineage: Eukaryota; Metazoa; Chordata; Actinopteri; Carangiformes; Carangidae. The record is from RefSeq and is a predicted model, not a curated record. The coding region runs from base 645 to 1478 and encodes 277 amino acids. The transcript has 8 exons.
GGCUAUAAACUGGCACUGAAAAAAGAAAGUGAAAGGGUUGGUAGGCCUACACCUAUAAAAAACACUUUCUUAUGUCAAGUGAAAAUUGACCUGACUGUUAUUCAAAUGUAGCACACUUUGACAUACUUAAACUAUAGUCGCUGUUAAUUCUGGGAUUUUAUACUCAGAAUCCACUGAUAAUGAGAUAACAAGGUUUUAUUCUUAGUGCAAAGUUUUGAGGAUGUUAGCCAGAUUGUCAAUAAGAAAGAGUUGACAUUGACAUUUGAUAUUGAGGUAAAUCAGUGGUGGGAAGUAACUAAUUACAUUUCACUAUACUGCUGCAACGAUGAAUUGGACACUGACAGGCAGUUAAUGGUAGAGAGGUGGUGCCUUUUACAUUUUGAUACUUUUGAUCCUUUGCAUAUUGUAUUGACCGGGAUCUCUGCAGAUGUCAGUGAGUUAAAAUUAGAGUGUGGGUCUUUGGUGUGGACUUCUUGGCUAUAAACUGACACUGGAAAAAGAAAGUGAAAGUGUAGGUACACCUAUAAAAACACCUUCUCCUGUCAACAUUGGAGGGUCACUGUCCAGCGCCACAUAAGCAAAGAUUAAACCAGUGAUAACCAACAUUUUUGGCUUGGGGCAUUUCAUAAAGAAAUCCAGCAGCUAUGGGAGCAGCAUCUUCAGUCCUUAGUGAGCCAUGGAGGCAGCUGCCACAGAACAACAAGGCCAGUCUCGAUUUCGUGAAAUCUUAUCAACCUCGAAACAAAGAAGUCAAACAUCUCAGAAUUCUGCUUCAUGGGCCAGUUGGUGCUGGCAAGUCCAGUUUCAUCAACUCCGUUGACAGUGUUUUACAAGGCAGAGUGACCGCUCGAGUUAUGGCAGAUGCAAUCUCUGGGACCAGCUUUACCCGAAAAUAUACAGGUUACAAAAUCAGGAAAGAACCGAUGGGCCAUUACUCAUUCACUUUCAAUGACAUCAUGGGUUAUGAGCAACACGCUAACAGGGGAGUCCAUGUGGAAGACGUCAAGCUGGCCCUGAGAGGACACGUGAAAGAACAUUAUGAGUUCAUUCCUGGACGCCCACUGAAAGAGGGUGACCUAGACUACAACUCAUCUCCCACACUGGAUGACAGAGUUCACGUUCUGGUUUGUGUUAUUCCUGCAGCCUCAGUGUCUAUAAUAAGUGACGAUGUUGUGAAGAAGAUGAGAGAAGUCAGACUGGCAGCCAGUGACGUGGGGAUUCCCCAACUGGUUAUUAUCACCAAAGUUGAUGAAGCAUGUCCUGAGGUCAGAAAAGAUAUAAAGAAUGUCUAUAAGAGCAUAUACCUGAAGGAACAGGUUGACAAGAUCCACAAUUUGCUGGGCAUUUCGCUGAACUCCAUCUUUCUUGUGAAGAACUACUGUUCAGAAAUCAAUGUAAAUGAUGAUGUUAGUGCUCUGACGCUGUGCGUGCUGAGAAAGAUGCUUUCCUUUGGAGAAGACUUCAUCAACAACCUGUAGACCUGCAAACUGCUGAGGCCAAUUUUUCGGAAUCUGGUUUUCUUGCGAAUGUUCCAACAGUUAAAGUAAUAUGCACUGAUUUUAAUUUUAAUUUUCAAGCAUGCUAUAUUUAUAAUAUUCAUUGUAUGUGUUAAAUUUGUGUCAUACAUACACACACACACACACACACACACACACACACACACACACACAUAUAUAUAUAUAUGUAUACUGUAUAUAUACACACGCAUACACUAUACUCGUAUAUAUACUGUAUAUAUAUGCAUGGAAUGGUUACUAAAUGAGGCAGAGGAAUAACUACACAUAAGACCCAUCAAGCAGAGAGAGAAUGAGAGAGGGAGGGUGAGAGAGGAGUCAUCGUUAAAGAGGCUUCGUACAAACAACUACGACCAAUUCAAACCAAGUGAGUUGGACAUAAAGACCUUCCUCUAAUAACUGUCUGUUAGGUUCUGGAGUUGAAAGUAAAUAAUGGCUAAAUCAUUGUGGAUCCCAGAUGGAGGCUGUGCUGUGUGUGAGAGUCAAAAUAAAAAAUACAGUCAGUGUAGGAACACCUUGGUGCAAGCAUGUGCCAACUGGGCUUAGUCCUUGCCCCGGCGGUCUGGGUUUGAGUCGGCCUGUGGUCUUUUGCUGCAUGUCAUCCUCUCUCUCUCUCUCUCGCUCUCUCUCUCUCUCUCAUUAUGACUGUAAUAAAGGCAAAAUCCUGAAAAAAUAAAGUAAAUCUGAAA